CUCCUUGCUUGUUCUGCCCACUAUGCUUCAUUUGCUCCCGCUGUAAACGACAGAGAUUACAUAUCUUGGAUUAGUUAUAAAUAUCUUUAGCAAAGCAUUUCGAGGGAAAUAGAGAGGCGGAGAUUAAAGUGUGCGCGUUUUUCCCAAUCUCCCAUUGGUCCAGGUCUAAGACCAGGAAAUGCUCUUGCCCCCAUCUUUUACUUGAUUGGACAUAUCUUCUAUAUAGGCGUGUCUUCAACUGCUACCAAAAUAAACCGGGAAAUUCAACGUUUGACAGACAAGAGAGAAGUCAACACAGGACCUGCCGCUGCAUCAAUUAUUUUGGUAUUUUUGUUAGCUAGUUAACCGACAAAAUGCCUUCUACAUCUGAAAUGCACACAUCUGCACCUUGUAACAACGAAGAGCCAAAGAAAGCAGACAGUCAGGUCGGACAAAGUUCGUUCUCCCUCUUCUGUGAUGAACGGGGGUAUCUGAAUCCAUGUGAAUACAUUCUGCAACACGGCCACCGAAAGGGAGACCGAACAGGAACGGGGGUCAUCUCUGUUUUCGGCUCACAAGCGAGAUACAACCUCAGGGAUCAGUUUCCUUUGCUGACGACGAAACGGGUUUUCUGGAAAGGAAUUCUCGAAGAACUACUGUGGUUUAUCAAAGGCUCAACAAAUGCCAAGGAGCUCUCAGAGAAAGGGGUGAAGAUUUGGGAUGCAAACGGGUCCCGACAGUUCCUGGACAAGAUGGGGUUCACAGACCGGGAUGAGGGAGACUUGGGACCAGUGUAUGGUUUCCAGUGGAGGCACUAUGGUGCGGAAUACAGCAAUAUGCACGCAGAUUACACUGGACAAGGUGUGGACCAACUACAGAAAGUUAUUGACACAAUCAAGACCAAUCCAGAAGACAGGAGAAUCAUCAUGUGUGCGUGGAACCCCAAAGACCUGCCCCAUAUGGCGCUGCCCCCCUGCCAUGCCCUGUGCCAGUUCUACGUAAUUGACGGGGAGCUGUCGUGCCAGCUGUACCAGCGCUCGGGGGACAUGGGCCUGGGAGUGCCAUUCAACAUCGCCAGCUAUGCCCUCCUCACCUACAUGAUCGCCCACAUCACAGGACUUGAGCCUGGUGACUUGGUGCACACUCUGGGAGACGCUCACGUCUACAUCAACCAUGUCGAACCCCUCAGAGUGCAGCUCCAGAGAGAGAUUCGGCCCUUCCCCAAGCUGAAGAUCCUCCGGACGGUGGAGAAAAUAGAUGACUUCCGUGCAGAUGACUUUAAGAUCGUUGACUACAAUCCCCACCCCACCAUCAAAAUGCAGAUGGCAGUUUAAAUGGGCUUCAAUUAACUACACUGAACAAAAAUAAACGCAACAUGCAACAAUUUCAAA
Coregonus clupeaformis (lake whitefish) is the source of this 1370-nucleotide messenger RNA. RefSeq names its product thymidylate synthase-like. Gene Ontology annotation, molecular function: thymidylate synthase activity. Gene Ontology annotation, biological process: dTMP biosynthetic process. Gene Ontology annotation, cellular component: mitochondrion; cytosol. The record is from RefSeq and is a predicted model, not a curated record. The transcript has 7 exons. The coding region runs from base 354 to 1313 and encodes 319 amino acids. Lineage: Eukaryota; Metazoa; Chordata; Actinopteri; Salmoniformes; Salmonidae.